Dreissena polymorpha is the source of this 4840-nucleotide messenger RNA. Its product is annotated as run domain Beclin-1-interacting and cysteine-rich domain-containing protein-like. Gene Ontology annotation, molecular function: phosphatidylinositol phosphate binding. Gene Ontology annotation, cellular component: intracellular membrane-bounded organelle. The record is from RefSeq and is a predicted model, not a curated record. Lineage: Eukaryota; Metazoa; Mollusca; Bivalvia; Myida; Dreissenidae.
UUUACAUUUUUAUUUCUCUAAAACUCGUCCAUGUCGAUCAUUAUUAUGAAUGGUCAAUAUAUUGCCGAUUUAGAAAAUAUAGUUGUAGAUUCUAAAUUUAUAAUGACGAAGAUAUGAUUAUUUUGAAAACAUUGAUGUAAGCGGCUUAGCAAUGGACGAAAGUGACGAAAAAGAAGACAUUCAAAGUGAACGUCUUAAGUACCAGUUGCUGAUCGGACUGAAGACGACUGUGGAAGGCUUGCUGUCGACCAACCCGACCAAUGUCUGGGGAAUGUAUGGCGGGCUUCCACGACUAUGCAAGCACAUGGACAGUAUUCUCAAUCACCGCCUGAAGAUGGUUGUGGGUGACUAUGGAAGCACAGUUGAUUAUUGGCCCUUUGUUAAGGGCCUGAAGUGGCUCAACCCUGUGAUGACCCCUUUCAUUGAGAAGAUCCGAAAGGGCCAUUAUCCCAAAGGGGAUAGCAAGGGUCAGGUUUGGGUGCGGGAGAGUCUCAGGGAACAUAAACUUUCUAUGCAGUUGAAAGUUUUGGUCAGCAAUGAACAGCACAUGUAUAGACAUUAUUUUGAGGAUGCGUUCCUGUUCAAUGCGGACUACUUCAAGGCCAUGUGCCUGUGUCUGCAGGCAGUGGAGGACAACAGAGUGUCCCUGCUGGCAGACAUUGACCCCAAACUGCUUAACUUCAGUGCAGCCAGGGUAGUUCCAACUCAUAUAUUUCGCCGAACCUCGUUGCCGAAGUCUUCACCAAACAAGCCGACCUCCUCAAAAAAAAUUGGCUCAAGAGUGAAGAGCAGUGACCUGUCAGCACUUGCACCUCAUUUUGUAUCUCCAAGCAGGGAGAGCUUGUUGUCUUCCUCAUUAGAAAAUGCAGUUUCAUACAAUCUUGGUUCUAGCACCAGCCCUGAGGACAAUCAGCAGCUGGCCAGGGAGGCUCUGCGAACGGUCCUGAAAAAGUCUGGUUCCAUCUCAGACUCCCUGGAGCGCCCCAGUCCUAACCACGCAUCAGAAUUCGACCUCUACAAGAGCAUUAAUGAGGACCCUCUUUCAAACUUAGCAUUGCUAAAGGACGAUUCUGGAGGGAGCAAUCUAGAACCUUCUUUGCAAGUUAUUAAGGUGAAAAAGAUUAAUCUGACAAGAAGUGAGUCUGAAAGUGGAGUUGCUCGGAAAGUAAAGAGUCAGAGAGCGGCGGAAAUGGUUGAGAAAAUCAUACACGAAGAUAAUGUAUUUUCUCUGUCAAAAUCAACGGAAACACUUGUGGCUGGAGCGAGUUCCAAGAAGAUCAGGUUUGAAGAUCCUGUAAGAGAUAUCUUUUCUGAUUCGGAGACUGUUGAAGCCAAGGGAAAGCUAAAUGGGGAUAAGCAAAAGAGAGUCAGACCAACCCAUAAGAGGUCAAGGUCAGAUAUUAUCGGUGGGAAAAACUUAGCUUUACAGAAGGAAAUCCUCGAGGAUGAUGAAGAAGCAAAACCGAAUGCAAAUUCAAAUGGAAAUGCAGACCACGUGGACGGAAAGCCAGAUGGGAUGUUCUCUGUACCUCAGCAGGGGCAGUCAAUCCUCAAUUAUCUCUCACAGCAGGAAUUCCAUACAUGUGCAAAUCUGGAGAAGGAGAAUGCCCAUUUCAGUAUCUGCGAAGCACUUAUAGCGGCCAUUGAGCAGAUGAAGUGGAAUCACCUGAUAUCUCCGAGUCGGGGGGCGUGGGAGGAAGUCGUGGAGGAAGAGAGUGACGAGGAGAUCAAGCAGCUUCAGCAGAGGAUUAGACUGCGCAAACGGCAGAAAAUGAAGGAGAAAGCCCGGGGAUUUCCAGUCUUGAUUGAUGGCAGAACAGACAGUACCACAACGAGUCACAGCCCAUCAGCCUCGCCAUUCUCAUCGCAACACGACAGCGAAUACUCAGACAGUGAUUCCUCCAGUGGAAAUGAUGAUGGGCAGAUUGAGCUAACAAUGGACGAAAGUCAGAGUAACUUGACCACCCUGAAGAACAGUGGACUGUCCCUCUCUAUGGCUUCCAUGUUCUCUGACGCAGACCUACAGAAGGGCAACAGGGCAAUCCUGAAUUAUGACUCAGUGCAGGAAAGCGGAUCUCUUCUCUCGGCUGAGUCUGUCGCCAUUUCCCUCCUGAAGAAGUUCUCGCAUCAUGAGUUGCCGAAAGCGUCCGACCUUCAUUGGCUUGUAACAGAGCAGGAGGCACCGCAAAGGUUGCUGCCACUUCCCAACUCAUACCCAGUGUCGCCGGAUGAUGCAGACGCUCUCACAAAAGGACGCGGGGCAGUGAAAGUGCCUCGACUGCGCGGCAACAUGGAGUGGGCACCUCCCCGAGCCCAGAUCAUUUACAAUAGCCACCCUUAUUCUAGUCGUACAACGCUGCUGAUAAAGCAGAAUUACAGAUGUGCAGGCUGUGGCAUGAAGGUUGAACCAGGCUAUGCCAAGAACUACCGAUACUGCAAGUACCUGGGGAAAUACUUCUGCCACAGUUGCCAUAGUAACCAGCUCUCCAUGAUACCUGCCUGUAUACUCCACAAGUGGGACUUCACGAAGUACUAUGUGUCGAACUUCGCAUAUGACUUGUUGGCAAAGAUCGCGGACGAACCGGUUUUCAAUAUAUCUGAUAUUAAUCCAAUGCUCUACAAGAAGAAAGCGUACCUCACUCAUAUUAAGGACUGGAGAACGCAGAUUAGACACCUGAAGUCACUAUUGACUCUAUGCAAGCAAGCAACUAGCCUUAUGGAAGAUAUAAACAGACUUCCACGUUACUGGCUGGAGGAUGUGCAUCUGUACACACUCAAUGAUCUCAUAUCGAUGAAGUCUCGGACCACAAGCCAAGUGUAUAUUAAACAGAGACAGCUGGCUACUGACGGGAUAGACCAUGUGGAAAAUUGUAGUCGUUGCCAAAACUUUGGUUUCUUUUGUGAGAUGUGUGGGGACCGCAAUGAUAUACUUUUCCCAUAUCAGCUGGAUAAAGUGAGCAUUUGCCAAGGUUGUAAAACAUGUUUCCACAAGACCUGUUUCGUUCCACUGAAAUGUCCAAAGUGUGCACGUAUUCAGGCUCGACAACAGCGCUUGAAGGAACUGAGUUCUGAUGACCUAGAGGAGAUGGAAAAGACUACCUGAUAGUUCUAUUAUGUGUGAUAUGUUACUCCGCCAAAAAUCUGUGAUAACCUUUGUAGGCAUGGUAUUUUGUUGAUAUUUUAUUUUAUGCUUUCCAGUGGUUUAUAGUGAAAUAUGAGUGAAAUAAAACUGAUGAUUUACUGUUUCAAACAGCGAAAAUUAACAAUAAAAGUUUUCAAUAAUUUUCACUUUUAUACUGUGAAAUUACGUUGUUUUCAUGACGUUACAACAUUAUUUCAGCAAAAAUACAAAAUAUAAUCAUUUGUAAGCAUAAAAUAAAAAGUAAACUUGUUGUAUUUGGUGCGCCACUAGUGAAAAUGUUCUUUUUUAUGAUCACUUAUUGUGAAUUAAAAUCAAUAUUCCACCAAAUCCAACAAAUUUCCUCUAUUUAAUAGGAGAAUGCUUCUCAAGCUGCCAUGUAGGAACCUUUUGUAUCAGAUUAAGGCAUUUUAUAUUCCUAUAAACAUAUCUUUAAGGUAUUUCACUCAUAGUAAAUUCUGCAAAAGAUAAGCCUUACAAACACGCUAUAAUUUUUAUUUUUUUUUAAGAAACCAAAUAGGCAAAAUUGCAUUUUUUUCCCAAAUUUAAGUGCUUUUCACAUUUCUGUGUUACACACAUCAUAACAUAUCAAACAUAAGCUUCAGUAUAAUUUGGGGGAAAAUUGUGUUUUAAGGCCCAGAGUCUCAUUACUGUCCAAAAUCAUGAGAUAUUAUUGAGGUUUUUUUUAAUAUUUGAUGUGUAAGUUUCCAAAAAGAAUUGUAGAUUUUGUUUGGGGAAAAUAUAUAUUUUACAACUUACAAUUGGAAGGCACGCAUCAGUUUGAUCUUGAUUUCAUGGCACCUACAAUCCAUUACCCAUACCAAGGAUGGUAUUUAUUGUUUUAAAACAUGAAAAUUUUAGAAAACCUCAUUUUCUUCCCAACAACAUACCGGUCUGUUGAAGAUGUACCCAGCUUGAAUUGCAUUUAGGAUAUUUUAGAUAUCAUUAGUAUUAGUAAAUAUAUACCAGAUUUACUCACAUGCAUAUAUUGUUGUGCAUGUAACAGUAAAAUUGGAAGACAUUUAACUGCUGUCAUAUUUUUGAAUGAGAAACAUUUUGAAAUUUUAUUGAUUUCAAUUUUGUGUGCAAUAUUGUUGUUUUUUAUUUUUGAUGCAAAUACUUGAAAAGCAAUAAAUAUCACGAACAAUUUAAAUAACAUUGUAAAUAUUGGCAUAAAAUGUCAUUGUGCUUAUGUUUUGUUAUGAAAUGAGUGUCCUGAAAAAUUGUUUUGUUGAAAGAUUGUUGGUCCCUCUUUCUGUCAUGUUUAAGUGCCUUACUUUGUGUGCCGUCUGCAGCUCACACUAUUUAUAUAAAUAUACAUUUUGUAAAUUCUUUCUGUCAAUUUGUCAUUAAUAAUUUUAUAGACAAUCUUGAUGUCUUUACAGUACUUCACUUAGUUGUCUACUUUCUUAAAAUAAAUGUGUUGUUUAAUCCAAAAUAAUGGCUUACUACAUUGGAAUUUGUAAAUUAUAUUUAAUAUGGUUGUAUAGUUUUACCCAAAGACAUACAUCUAAAGCCUUAUCAUUUAUACAUGUAUUUAUUUGGAUACAAAUAAAAUUAUUUACUUUUGCAAUAUACAAAUAUUUACUCUCUUAGUUUUUUUUCAAAUAUUUGUGCUCAUUUCACAGGUUUACUCAUGCAUAUUAUGUACCCAAGAACGAAUUACAGAAAAAUUGUUAAUUAUAAAAUCAAUUUAAACAA